CCCUCUUCUUCAGCCCAUCCUCUCGCGACCGCGGUCCUCCAGGCGCGCUGUGAAGUCUACGACGAGGCCAUCUCUGAACCUUGCGAGCUGGCGCUUUCGGACAGCGGCGAAUGCCUCGCAGUGGUCGCGCAAGGAGGGUAUAAGAAUCGCGACCCUGUGCUGCAGUACUGGCUCCCCAAGGCAGACGAAAAGCGAACAGAAUGGCUUCACGCCGACACUCAUCGAGCCGGGCUGGACAUCGUGCUCGACGAUGCGCGCAAGCUGAUGUUCAUCGCGGACAGCGACCGUAUCAAGUCCUUCACGUGGGCGGAUAAAUCGGACCGUCCGGUGCACACGCUGAACUGCAUGAAGACGCAUCGGGGACCACUCGUACUCUUGCCUGGCGGCCGUCUACUUCGCGCCGGCCGGGGGUCCGCGCUGAGUUGGACGCUCGACGCGCUCCAGACGCACGGACGCGGCCCUAAAUUCGCGCGGAUGGCGCAGGCAAGAUUCGGCUGCGUCGCCUCGACCUCGAACACGGCGGUGCCGGCGGCGCGUUACCUUGGCCAUGCCGGAGUGAUCACCGACUUCUCCACUAGUGAGGGUGACGCCAACAUGUUCUUGACGGCUGCGGGAGAUGGCUACGCAAGGCUUUAUGACCGCCGCAAGCCGCUGCCCGCCCUGACGUUUGACGUCGAGAAGUUCAUGUUCUCCGGCGGCAACAAAACGGAGGGCAUCAAGUGCUGGGAUGUCCGCGCCAAGAAAUGCGUGUACGAGCUCAGCACGGGGAACACCACCGUUACGGGUAUCGCCUGGUCACCCACGCAGUCAACGCUCUACGCCGCUACAUCGUCCGCGUAUCUCGACUGGAUCGGAUGCUUCUCGGACUACCGCGACUUCCACAUGCCUCAGGGCACGGACAUCAUGCCGUCGAAGAGCAUUCGGACCGUGUAUUGGCCUGACCGCGCGAUUCAUGUUGAGAAUGCUUUUGGGUAUGCGUAUGACGCGGGGACCCAUGCUUUGCUGAGGUACGCGUUCAAGGAGAAGCCCGAACUUGACGUGCUGCCAGAAUACGGCGAUGGCAGACCGACAGACGAGGAUGACUUUUUCUUCUGACGUGCUGAUAUCUACCUUUCUCGAAUGUAUCAUCUGUCUGUGCUCGAUCUUCGCGUCUUCGCGCAUUGUAAGUCGUCAGCUGUAUUGCUAUCGCCGUACUGAUAGCCCAGUGCUUGUAUCUUGAUAUUAUUGUACCUCGUCUUUCCCUGUACCAUAGAAAACACAGUGUAGAAUGAAUGGCAUGGGAGCUGCUGUGGGGCACCCUCACUCCAAUGUAAUAUGACACAUAGGUUUCCCC
This is a messenger RNA of Fomitopsis serialis, 1333 nucleotides long. RefSeq lists its product as uncharacterized. The transcript is spliced from 4 exons. Gene Ontology annotation, molecular function: protein binding. NCBI's taxonomy places the organism in Eukaryota, Fungi, Basidiomycota, Agaricomycetes, Polyporales, Fomitopsidaceae. The coding region runs from base 265 to 1095 and encodes 276 amino acids. The record is from RefSeq and is a predicted model, not a curated record.